Messenger RNA from Cyprinus carpio (common carp), 1674 nucleotides. RefSeq lists its product as uncharacterized. NCBI's taxonomy places the organism in Eukaryota, Metazoa, Chordata, Actinopteri, Cypriniformes, Cyprinidae. The transcript is spliced from 4 exons. The record is from RefSeq and is a predicted model, not a curated record. The coding region runs from base 1 to 1674 and encodes 557 amino acids.
AUGCCGCUGAAGAUGUGGUUAUUUCCUCUUGUCUGUGGUCGUCCAGACUGUGGUAAGCACAGACUAACAGCGGCAGGACUUUACCGUACCGUGCGUAAGGUCUUGGACAUCGAUGGGUGGUAUGACCUUGCCACUGAGUAUCUGGAGUGCAAACGCUGCAAAAAGAAAUAUCCUGCCUGGUCCGAGGACAUCCUAGGACAGCUGGAUAUGGGCCACCGCAGUCAGUUUCCAGCUUUGCUGACAUACAGAUACUCAUGUGACAACCGGGUGCUGAGGAUGAUGAGGGAGAGGACACUGGGCAACAGUGUGACUCAGCUUUACAAGAAGCUGAUGGAACAGCACAGUGAGGCAUGGACACAGCGUGUCUUGCAGUACCUGACUGCCUGCGAGCCAUUCACAAGGUCCUCCCUUGUGCAGCCUCCUGUGUUUCCCGAUCCUCCCCUUUUACCUGCCCUGCCUAAACCUAAGUGGCUGUUAGCUGUGUACGCCAGGGAUGUUCUGGGGCGACUGCACGAGGUCAAGGCCAAAAUUACAUCUGUCUUUGGCUGUGUUCUCAAGAUGGAUUCGACAAAAAAGGUCACAAAGAAACUUGCUGGUGCUGCUUCAGGAACAGCUGCCUGGUGCACAAAUGUGGGAAACGAACACGGCCAGGUCCUUGUCUCUGUUCUGACAGCCGCUGAGGGACAUGGACUGGACCCCAUGGCAGCUGGCCUGAUGAAACGCUACCGGGAGGCAGGAGAGGCAGCCCCAAAAGUGAUGUACGUGGACAGAGACUGCUGCAGUCAGCACGGCCAAUCUCGGGUGAAGAUCAUGUUUUCGGAGUGGGAUGAGCUUGUAGUGCGCCUCGACAUCUGGCACUUCAUGCGGCGAUUUGCUGCAGGUGUCACGACAGAGGCUCAUCCGCUCUACGGGAUCUUCAUGGCACGUCUGUCCACGUGCAUCUUUCAGUGGGAUCCAGAGGAUGUGGCUGCUCUUCGCUCUGCAAAAGAGGGUGACCUGGCGGCAAAGAAUACUGGCCACAUCUCAGGAAAGGCAGUCAGUGCGCGCAUUACCCGGAGGGAGUUGGCACUGCACUGCCGGAGGAGGACCAGGGGGGUGGAGGAGACCACCAGACUGAUUGGAUCACUGAUUGAUCAGUUUGACAGUGCGGAUGGGAAGGACACCCUGGGAGUUCUACGAUUAUUGAUCCAAAUUGCUGUUUCGAGGCAGCAGCUUAAAAGAGAGAUUAAGUCUACUGUUUCCCAAAGGUUGGGGGAACUAGGUGUUUUAGUAGUGCCUGCAGUAGUCGGUGAAGGUUUUUUUGGUGCUGACGGUCGCCCGGGCGAGGAGGAGCAAGGUGGAAUGGCUGAGGUGGAGGAUUCGGAGGCCAAGGCCGCUCUGCUGCCGCCCUUUGAGCCUUUUUCUCCGGGCUCGGCUAAGUCUGGAGGAGGUGAUGUGCGGCUUAAAGUCCGCUUAGCGCGAGUUCAAAUGGAGGCGCGCGAGCGGGCAGAAGACCGUCGGGCUGAUAUGGAGUUUCGACUUGAAGUCCGCAGACUCGAAAUCGAGGCGGAGACGCAGGUUAAGCUGCGUGAACUGGAAUUAAGUGCAGCCAAAGGGACACCUGUUCCAGUUGUGCAACCCUUACAGCCUGCUGACGUUUCGGCGGGGGCUGGCUCGGUGGGGACCAACUUCUAG